UACAUCCACCGACCGAUCUUGACGAAAGACCUGGAAGAGACAUUAAGAGCCGUCCGAUCUACUUCCACCCCUGUUUUGGGCGUAAGGAAAUAAACUAGUGCCGACGUGCUGCUCAGAUAACCUAGACAGGCUAGAUAAAACAAGGGAAGGGAUCUACACUUCCGGGUUCGCUUUCUAUGAUAAGCUACAUGUAAUCCAGAGUUUAAAAAACAAUGGCGUAAGGAGAGAUCUGUUCUAAUUUCUCCCACGCUUUCACCGUCAGCUCCAAUUCGAUCGACUACAUCUACUGAGCGCCGUAUAAUUUGAUUACUUUGUUUGAUUGGGUUGACCGACAGAAUAUCAGUUUAAUAUUUUGGCUUUACCUACAAGAAAAAAUGCCGAGCGGUGGAUUUAGGGUUUUACACCUUGUGAGGCCAUUUCUCUCAAUUUUGCCCGAGGUUCAGACAGCAGAAAGAAAAGUUCCUUUUCGGGAGAAGGUUCUUUAUACUGUAAUCUCUCUAUUUAUAUUUCUGGUAUGCAGUCAGUUGCCUCUGUAUGGUAUACAUUCAGCUACAGGUGCAGAUCCAUUCUAUUGGAUGCGUGUAAUCCUGGCCUCAAAUCGUGGAACUGUUAUGGAGCUUGGCAUUACACCUAUUGUUACUUCAGGCCUAGUGAUGCAGCUUUUGGCAGGAUCGAAGAUAAUUGAAGUGGACAAUAGUGUUCGAGAAGAUCGUGCACUUUUGAAUGGGGCACAGAAGUUACUUGGUGUUCUGAUCACAAUUGGGGAAGCAGUUGCGUACGUGCUUUCAGGAAUGUAUGGUGACAUCAGGGAUCUUGGAGCUGGCAAUGCCAUCCUUAUUAUUGUCCAACUCUUUUUUGCUGGUAUCAUUGUGAUAUGUUUGGAUGAGCUGCUUCAGAAAGGCUAUGGAUUGGGCUCAGGCAUUUCAUUAUUCAUUGCAACUAAUAUAUGUGAGAGUAUCAUAUGGAAGGCAUUUAGUCCCACAACAAUUAAUAGUGGACGUGGUGCUGAGUUUGAGGGAGCUGUGAUUGCAUUGUUCCAUUUGUUGAUAACACGAACAGACAAGGUUCGAGCACUCAGAGAGGCUUUUUACAGGCAGAAUCUUCCAAAUGUGACCAAUCUGCUUGCAACAGUUUUGGUUUUUCUCAUUGUGAUAUACUUCCAAGGCUUCCGGGUUGUUUUGCCUGUGAGAUCAAAGAAUGCACGUGGGCAGCAAGGAUCAUAUCCUAUUAAAUUAUUUUAUACAUCUAACAUGCCAAUCAUUCUGCAGUCAGCUUUGGUUUCGAAUUUGUAUUUCAUUUCUCAGUUGCUCUACAGGAGGUACAGUGGAAACUUCCUUAUUAAUUUGUUAGGAAAGUGGAAAGAAUCUGAAUAUUCUUCAAGUGGCCAGUUUGUUCCCGUGGGUGGUCUUGUUUAUUACAUCACCCCUCCUUCAAGCUUGGCAGAGAUGGCAGCAAAUCCUUUCCAUGCUCUUUUCUAUUUGACUUUUAUGCUGACAGCAUGUGCACUCUUUUCAAAGACAUGGAUUGAAGUAUCAGGUUCCUCUGCUAGAGAUGUAGCAAAACAGCUCAAGGAGCAACAAAUGGUUAUGCCAGGCCAUAGAGAGUCUAAUCUCCAGAAGGAGCUGAAUCGAUACAUACCAACUGCUGCAGCUUUCGGUGGCAUGUGCAUUGGUGCUCUGACUGUCAUGGCUGAUUUUAUGGGUGCAAUUGGUUCCGGGACAGGAAUUCUUCUGGCUGUAACUAUCAUCUACCAGUAUUUUGAGACCUUUGAGAAGGAAAGGGCCAGUGAAUUAGGUUUCUUUGGUUUUUGAACGAUAUCCCGUUGAACUUGAAAUUUUUAGAAAUGUUUCAUAUCAGACUUGUUUUGCUAGUUCUAUAACCCUUGAAAGAUGUGAGUUUCGGGGGAUUUUAAGCCCCAGUUGAAGUUUUGCAGCCAUCUUCUAAUGUAAACAGAAGUAGAAGCUAGCAGGCAUAAAGGUCCUGAGUGCUUUACUAACGUUGAGAUGUUUUAGAAUAACUUUUUAUUUGAACACAGCAGUUCUAUA
This is a messenger RNA of Cryptomeria japonica (Japanese cedar), 2045 nucleotides long. RefSeq lists its product as uncharacterized. Gene Ontology annotation, biological process: SRP-dependent cotranslational protein targeting to membrane, translocation; post-translational protein targeting to membrane, translocation. Bases 375 to 1811 code for a protein of 478 amino acids. The transcript is spliced from 8 exons. NCBI's taxonomy places the organism in Eukaryota, Viridiplantae, Streptophyta, Pinopsida, Cupressales, Cupressaceae. Gene Ontology annotation, molecular function: signal sequence receptor activity; ribosome binding; transmembrane protein transporter activity. Gene Ontology annotation, cellular component: membrane; Sec61 translocon complex. The record is from RefSeq and is a predicted model, not a curated record.